AUGCAGCGAGAUCUAUUGGCUGCCAAGCGGAGCAACUGGGGAUCCGGCUCGAACCGAUCACAGACACCGGUGCGGCCUCCGUUGGGACCCUCUGCGAAGGGGCGGUCUAAUUCAGCGUCAAGCUCGCCUUCGCCUUGCGGGCCUCCGUCGCCCGGUGGCGAGGCAGUGAACGUCGCGGUGCGUGUGCGACCGCCAUUCACCAGCGAGUCUGGGCAAGAGGUAAUCGUCUCGAUGGAUCCAUCCCUCAAGGCUGUGUACGUCAAGAACAGGAUGGACGAGCGGCAGGCGUUCCACGUCGACAUGCCGGUGUGGUCCUGCGUCGGAACAGCAAUAGAUGGCUCCGCCCCGGUGUCGCAGGCUGCCUUGUACGAGGCGGUUGGGCGUCCACUGCUGCACCACGCACUUGAGGGUUUCAACAGCACGCUGAUGGCGUAUGGGCAGACGGGCAGUGGAAAAACAUACACAAUGAUGGGUGAUGCUAGCCGAAAUUUGAUGACCGAUAAUGACGAUGUCCUCAACAAGACUGAGGAGGGUAUCAUUCCCCGACUCUGCCGGGAUAUGUUCCAGCAGAUUCAGAAUCGCUCCUUCAGUGGAGAGUCAGGUGAGACCGUGAGCUGGGAGGUGCACGUCUCCUUCGUGGAAGUGUACUGUGAAAAAAUAAGCGACUUGCUUAACCACAGCGCACCGGUUACUCUGCGGGAUGAGAUUGUCGACGACGAGACAUACUUCUCACUUGUCGGGGCACGUCACAUUCCAGUGACGUGUACACAAGACAUUUUGAAGGCUCUGAAUAUUGGCAACAAGUGCAGAAAGACCGCGUCCACAUCUAUGAAUGAGCGCAGUAGCCGUAGCCACGCCAUCUUUGUUGUGGAACUUGCCGAGAUUGUGUCCUUUACAAACCCAGAGGGCGAAGUGGCAAGUGCGCCGAGCAAAAGCCUCGCCAUCCGUCUUGUCGAUUUGGCUGGCAGUGAGCGAGUUGGUGAAACAGGCGUUUCGGGGCAGCAGUUCAAAGAGGGUGUGGAUAUUAACUUGUCAUUGUUCACCCUUGGCUUGGUAAUCGAGUCCCUAGCCGACCCCAAGCGGCGCAACGCCAAGCCACCCUACCGUGAGAGCACGCUCACAAAGAUUCUGAAGGAUGCUUUUGGUGGAAACAGCAAAACAACAAUGAUAUGCACUAUUUCCCCGACAGAGGCUUACCGCCAGCAGACGAUACAGACACUGAUGUACGGUUCAAAAGCUCGGCGUGUUGUGAAUAAGCCGCACGUGGAAGAAAACCCGUCUGCAGCUGUGCUUCGCAGGGCGACCGAAGAACUGCUGGUCCUGCGUCAGCAACUUAACGAGGCGAGACGUGGCAGUCGGCAGUAUCAAGAUAUUGUCCAGCGUCUGACGCAGGCCGAUGAACGGCUUCGGCAGGAGCAGGAGAUCUCGCGUCGCCGCAAGGCAGUCCUCGAGAAGAAGGAGGCGGAGCUAGCAGAGCGUUACCGCAAAAUGGAGGAGGAGCGGCAGGCCUACGACAACAGAGUACAAGAACUGGGGGCGGAGGUGGAACGCGCCAAGGUGAAGCAGAAAGAGCGGGAGCGGGAGUUGCACAAGGAGCGUCGCAGGGCCGAGGCGGUUGCGGAGGGACGCCUGCGUGAACUCGAGAGCCAGCACGAGACUGCGAUGUCUCAAUUCAAAUGCAAAGAAGAGGAGCUGAUGCGCAAGAAGCAGGACACCGAGGAGCGAAUGAAGCAGGUGGAACGUGACAUGAGUCAACGUAUCGAAGGACUUCUCCGCGCCGGGAGCGACCUGGAGGAAGAGCUGCGCGAGAAGAAGCGUGCGUCGAAGAAGCUUGAAGAUGAACUGACGGAACUCAGACGCCACUCUGAAAAAGAGACACGGAAGCUGCAAGAGCAAAUUAUUCAGAACGACAAGGAAUGGGGAUCCAAGUACAAGACGUUGCAGGAGGAACUACAGCAACAAGAGAAGGAGGCCAACGCACGCCUUGGCGAGGCACUACAGGCGCGAAAGGAAUUGGACUUGUUGCAGCGCGAUAAGGCAGCAGAGGCUGAAACCCGCCAGAAGGAGGCGACAAUGGCCAUUCGAAGCAGGGAAAUCGUCAUAGAACAGCUCGAGAAAGAAAUGAAACAAAUGUCAAAGCAGCUAGAGGAUCAGACCAGCACACAGAGUCUAUACGCAAAGCAGGUUGAGUCCGAUUUCACAAGAAAAAUCAGUGAAAUGGAGGAAACUGCCACCCGGGAGCGACGCGCCGCACAGCGCCUCCAGGACGAGCUGCAGCGCGCCCUUGACCGCCUCAGCUCUAAAGAGCCGCAGCAUGACGGAACAGAAGGUGACCUGAAUGAGGGGGAGGAAAAGCAAGGCCGUGCGCUGUCGGAAAAGGCGCUUGUCGAGUGGGAGGCUCUGCUGAAGCAGCGGGAGGCCAAUAUCGCCGAGCGGGAGCGCGAGCUGGAGCAGCAGUGGCAAGAUCACAUGCGCGCCUGCGAUGAGAGCCAGCGCGCUGUCGCCGACGCUGUUGUGGAGGUGCGCACACGCAGCGAGGCGGCAGCAGCACUCGAGGCGGACCUCAAGGCGCGCUUCGCAACUAUCGACGGCGACGCGGAGAACCUCGCGGCGUGCCUGCAGCUGGGCGAAAAUGCGCUGAAGCGACGCGAGGUGUGGGACAUCGAGUCGUUGGAGGAGCAAAGGCGAGAGCUGCUCCGGGGGUCAGAAGAAAACGACGUGCGCCUCAUCAGGCGACAGAUGCAGCUCGACAAGCAAGAGAUCUUCUUGAAGGACCGUGAAAAGAAACUCAAGGGCGCGCUGCAGAAUGCGAGGACGAUGGCAAAGUCGUCCCAGUGGAUGCAGUCGAUGAUCGUCAAAAUGGAGGACCGCUGUCGCAAGCUUCUCGUGGCAACACGCCGGCGUGAAUGCGACCUCAUGAAGCAGCUCGAAGUCGCCACACGAAAAUUAUGCAGUGUCGAUGCCCACUCUAAGGUAGUGGAGAUUGUGUUGAGCGGCGAGGCGGCAGUAGCACGCCAAGCAGAGCUGCAGCUGCGCGAAGAGGGCCUUGUUGAGGAGGAAAGGCGCCUCACACACCGUAUUGCUGAGUUCGAGGCGCUGCAGCGCAAGCGCGAGGAGGAUUUCCGUCGGAAGGAUGAGAAGGUAAAGUUGUACCUGCUCGAGUUAGAAGUAAUGGACCGUGAGAAGAUGGAGACGUACCGCCGCCUGGAAGAGGAGCUUGCGGCUGCACGCGCAGAGCUGCUGCACCGCAAACGCACGCUUGCAGAUUACGUCGGCCACGCACGUCAGAUGCUGCUGCAGCGCUCCGAGGAGCAGCAAGCCGACUUCGUUGCCGGGCAGGAAGUUGCGGAGCGAGAGUCCAUCGAGCGGACUUUCCACCUGCAGGACGAGCUGGAGCUGUGCCGCGGUGCCGUUGAGGGCAACGUGAACAGCGCACAAGAGUUGCUGCGUCUCAAGGAGAAUGAAAUAAAGGCGGAGGCUAAGCGCUUACAGCACUGCAUAGAGCGGCUGCGGGACGACGAGACCCGCCGCCAGAAACGUAUCGCUGCUGAGGAGAAACAGACACACGCUUACCUGCUCGAGCUAGAGGAGGAGGAUGCUCGCCGCACACGCCUCGCAAAGGAGGAGGGUGGGCAGCUGCUGCGCGAGGCGGAGGCAUACCGCGAUGAAGUACAGAAACGGGAGGCGGCACUAGAGGAGUAUUCUCGCCAACUUCAGAGCGAGGCGGCCGAGCGCGAGAACAAGCUGCAGCAGUUGGAGGAGCGCCUGUUCCAACAGCAAGAGGAGGCGGAGCGGCGACUGCAGGAACGCACCGCGGAUAUUGAUCGCCGCCGCCACGAGGCCUCCACCGUGGCGGAAGACAACGAGCGCACGCUGAAGGAACAGGAGGCUGAUCUGACGGCGCUGCUCGAGAAGAACAAAGCAGUGGAGAAACAAAUCAAGGAGCGUGACGCCGAGUUGCAGCGUCAGCGCUAUCACUACAUAGAUCUUCGGAAGCUGCUCGAAGAACGUGAGAAACUCCUACUUCGGGAACAUGCACACCGCAUGAAUGGCAAGGAGAGUGCGACACAGCUCACCGACGACCUCCUCGACGUGAACGAGCUCCUUAAGCAUGAGCUGAAGAUGUGGAUGCAGAAGUAUGAUGUGCUGAAGACCGACGAGAAGUUGGAGUGCGAGCGAUGCUCAUGGCGGAACAAGCGUGACGCCACGGUUUGUCGUUGCUGCGGCAAUUCUCAGUUGGUUUAG
This is a messenger RNA of Trypanosoma grayi, 4245 nucleotides long. RefSeq names its product putative Unc104-like kinesin. Gene Ontology annotation, biological process: mitotic spindle organization; microtubule-based movement. The transcript has a single exon. Lineage: Eukaryota; Euglenozoa; Kinetoplastea; Trypanosomatida; Trypanosomatidae. Gene Ontology annotation, molecular function: microtubule binding; ATP binding; microtubule motor activity. The record is from RefSeq and is a predicted model, not a curated record. The coding region runs from base 1 to 4245 and encodes 1414 amino acids.